Molecule: messenger RNA, 663 nt
Organism: Arachis stenosperma
Lineage: Eukaryota; Viridiplantae; Streptophyta; Magnoliopsida; Fabales; Fabaceae
Exons: 6
Coding region: 1-663 (220 amino acids)
Source: RefSeq, a predicted model, not a curated record
AUGGUUCUUCAAGAUAGUAAGGGUGGUAGGAUUCAAGCUUCCAUUCCAAAAUCCUUGGUGAAGAAGUGGAGGGGAGUGAUUAUUGAGUUCCAAAUGUACACUAUGAGCAACUUUAUUGUAAUUAAGGAAACCAAUCCUAUGAAGAGAGUCACACCAGGAACAUGGGUCCUUACUUUCUCACAUAGGACUAGGGUUGAUCAUGUUGUGAAUCCAAGUUUUCCACUUCAGCCUUUUCGCUUUAGGACGAUUCCACAGCUCAUCAAUGCUGGAAGCUUGGUCGACAAUGAUCUUUUUGAUCUUAUUGGCGAGAUUGUUGGGAAGGAAGAGCCAAAAGAUUUAAUUACUAAUAAAGGGAAAGAGACAAGACGUCUGGCGAUUGUGUUGCAAGAUCUCGAGAACAAUAGGAUUAAUUGUGUGCUGUUUGGUGGCAUGGUGGACCAAAUACUACCACAUUUUGAGGAAGGAAGGGUGGAACCACUUAUUGUCGUGCUGCAGUAUUUCAGAGCAACCAGGUGGAAUGAAAAGACAUCUAUUCAAAGUCACUUCGAUGUUUCCAAACUACGCAUAGAUGACCAGCUAGCAGAUGUUGUGGGGUUCCGAAACAGUAAUGGAUUUUGCAAUGUCUUUCAGGUUGCUAGGUGGUGCACUACCAACUUCAGUUAG